GGGUGGCAGCAUGUUGGCUAACCUCUAGUAACUUCAGUUAUUUUAUAGUUGUAUUUAUUCUGGAUUCAGGCAGUAUGAGGAUGAAGCUACAGCCAUAAUGAGACCAGUUUGUUGUUGUGGAUGAGUUGGAAGAGAAUUCGAUUCUACAGGUCAGUUGGGACUCAUUCCGAGCUACCGAGUAAACCACAGGACAUGUACCAGGGGUACCUUCGAAGGGUACUACACCAGAAUAAAACAAUACCAAUAAAGGAUGCAGACGUGCAACGCUGUGGGCGGGGUUAUCUUCAUAGGCAAGAAUCCACCAGCAGAAGACCUUCUACAACUGUUUUAAAUGAUGCACUUCAUCCCGUAACUUUAUUAACUUAUCUCUUGUAAACAUUACCCUUUAUUCACCUGCUAUUUAAUUAUACCUGUGCUGCUUUGUUUCUUUUUAGAACCAAUUUAUUUCUUCCAUUGAGAUCACACUUCCAUAUCUGUGAAACAUUUCCCAGUAAGGACCAUGUCCUUACAGCGUAUUUGCUGGCUCAUGCAACUUGACAUUGUUUACCAUCCAGGUAACCAUGGAGUCGUUCAGCUCAAAGGAGAUGGCCUUGAAGGCCCAGAAGAAGAUUCUGAGCAGCAUGGCCACCAAGUCCUCGGUCCAGAUGUUCAUUGACGACACCACCAGCGAGAUCCUGGACGAGCUGUACCGCGUCUCCAAGGAGUACACUGGGAACCGCGCAGAGGCCCAGAAGGUCACCAAGAACCUGGUGAAGAUCGCCGUCAAGAUCGGCGUGCUGUUCCGGCACUCCUGCUUCAACAAGCAGGAGAUGGAGCUGGCGCAGGAGUUCAAGAGGAAACUCCGCCAGGGGGCCAUGACGGCCAUCAGCUUCCACGAGGUGGAGUUCACCUUCGACAAGGCCGUGAUGGCUGAGAUCCUGACCGGCUGUAGGGACCUGCUGCUGAAGCUGGUGAACACGCACCUGACCCCCAAGUCCCACGGGCGCAUCAACCACGUGUUCAACCAUUACGCCGACCCCGAGCUCCUCACCAAGCUCUAUGAGCCCACGGGGCCCUUCCAGGGCCACCUCACCAAGAUCUGUGCAGGACUCAACAAAAUGGUGGAGGAGGAGACUAUAUGAGGCCGACUCCUCCAGCCCAAGUGACAGGAGUCCCACCAGCCCCCUAUGGGAGACGUAGACGCUCGUAGCCGGCGACUGGACGCAAAUAUCCACUUCUGUGAUGCAAGGAACUGGCAAUAAAAACAGUAGGCUGUGCGAGAAAAGUGGACUCCUGUUCAACGAUGCUGCCCUGUCAAUCUGAAAUCUGAGAACAAGCAAGAAAGAAAAAUAGAGAAAGAAAGAAGUCGGAAUGACUUCUGUAGUUGCUCAAAGGUCAAGCAUAUUUACAAAGUUUGCCUUGUGUAUAUUUUGUUCAUUGAAAUGCAGUCACACAUUUAUGCUGGUUUUCAGUAUAUGGCCUCUUUCGUAAAUAUUGGAAUUACCGUCCAAUAAUAUAUUUAAUAUCGUUUAAUGUUACUACUGACGUUAAGUAUUAAUGGUUAUUCAGUUUGAUAGUGAUACGACACUGCCAUCUUGUGGUCAAUGUGGUGAGUCAACCACAUCUUCGCUCAUAAUCUAGAUGGGUUGCCAGAGAAUAUACGUGAAGAAAAUCCCCCAACUGAUUGCUUUGUUGUCCCACAAGAACAUAAAUACAAACUUGAAUCUA
Gadus macrocephalus (Pacific cod) is the source of this 1707-nucleotide messenger RNA. RefSeq names its product tumor necrosis factor, alpha-induced protein 8-like 2b (gene tnfaip8l2b). The transcript is spliced from 2 exons. Gene Ontology annotation, biological process: regulation of apoptotic process. Gene Ontology annotation, cellular component: cytoplasm. Bases 561 to 1121 code for a protein of 186 amino acids. The record is from RefSeq and is a predicted model, not a curated record. NCBI's taxonomy places the organism in Eukaryota, Metazoa, Chordata, Actinopteri, Gadiformes, Gadidae.